GAGGCUCAAUGAGAACACGUGGCUGGCUGGCAAAGUGUGCCAGCUGGUUCCUUAUGAGAAGGCCAUGGUGCCAACGUACCAUAAGUGGAUGAAGGAUCCGGAGCUCCUAGAGCUAACUGGCUCGGAGCCUCUGACCCUGGAAGAGGAAUACGAAAUGCAGCAGUCUUGGCGCGACAGUGAGGAUAAGCUGACCUUCAUUGUGGUGGAUCGCAGCCUGCCGCCGGAUCCCUCCCUGGGCCUCAACGGGGGAACCAUGGUCGGCGACGUGAACGUCUUCUUCACGCAGGUCGGCCUGGUUGAUGAAGAGGGGCUGGAUCGCUAUGCUGCCGGGGAGAUAGAGGUCAUGAUUGCAGACAGCUCCUCGCGUCGAAAGGGCUUGGCCGCAGAAGCCUUGACCAUGAUCCAGGGCUAUUGCGUUGAGCAUCUCGGCACCAAGUAUUUCGUCGCAAAGAUCAAGGACCACAACGCGCCUUCCGUUGCUCUGUUUGAGCGCAUGGGCUACCGCUUCAUGAAGCACGUUGAGGUCUUCCAUGAGUUGGUUUAUCAGUUGGAUGUGCCAACGCCUCCAGCUAGCAGCGCCGCAGAGUCAGAGAAG
Messenger RNA from Symbiodinium pilosum, 595 nucleotides. Lineage: Eukaryota; Dinophyceae; Suessiales; Symbiodiniaceae. The record is from the annotation of a GenBank genome assembly.